Scedosporium apiospermum is the source of this 411-nucleotide messenger RNA. RefSeq lists its product as uncharacterized. Gene Ontology annotation, cellular component: prefoldin complex; cytoplasm. Bases 1 to 411 code for a protein of 136 amino acids. Lineage: Eukaryota; Fungi; Ascomycota; Sordariomycetes; Microascales; Microascaceae. Gene Ontology annotation, biological process: protein folding. The record is from RefSeq and is a predicted model, not a curated record. The transcript is spliced from 4 exons.
AUGAUGCAAAGACGCAUGCUUACGAAGGAGGACGAGCAAGCCGCCGGAGACGAAGUACAAGUCCGCCGCGAAGACCAGGACAAGAUUAACAAAUUCAGCCGGCUCAGCCAACGCGAGCAGGUUGUGGAGGAGGAGCUCAAGACCAAGGCGAAAGAAAAGGAGGAACUCGACGAUGUCAGCACGGAGCUUGAACUAGCCGACGAAGACGAGACCGUCCCGUAUAAGGUUGGAGAUGCCUUCUUUCACGUCAAGUUGGAACAGGCGCAGGAGAUGCUGGAGAAUGCCACGUCAAAGAUAGACGAGGACGUGUCGAAGUUGGAGGAUGAGCUUUCGUCUAUUCGUGACCAGAUGACCCAGCUCAAGGUGGAGCUGUAUGCGAGGUUUGGAAAGAGUAUAAACCUUGAGAAAUAA